AUGGUUCAGAUCGUGAGCAAAGCACUGCUGCUAUGUUUCUGUCUGUCUGGCGCACGCGAGCGCAUGAAUCCCUUCAAACCGCUGACAGUACUCGUACCCCUGCCUGAUAGUGACAAGAUGCUGGUUCACAUCAGCUGGAAUCAUUCUUCGGAUGGGAACUGGCAACUCAUGUACCACAUGUCCACGGGCGAACAUGGUCGACCCGUGCCGCUUUCUGGCGGCCAACUGCGUGAGUUUACAGCGCGGCUAGAGAGUGGUUUUGCUGUGCCGCGCGUACUUGAUCCUGUGUCUUUCAACAUGAAGAAGAGGAGGUGGAGAAAGGGCUGGGUUCGGUCAGGAAGAUGUGGCAGUUUAGAGCCUUAUUGGGACAAGAGCUCAAAGAAUCUUUCUAUGGCAAUCUGGGACGCCUACAGCGUGCUGGCAGCUUCGGACUUGCCCAAAACGAAGGUUCUAGUCAACGUCGGAGCUGGAGACGGGCCAGGAGCAGGCCAAAGUGUGGACCCCGUGUGGGUUUUGGCCUUGGGCUUCCAGCUCGACGCAGUCUUUGUGGAGCCUGGGUCACGUGAUUUCGAGAAGCUCAAGCAGAAUAUCGAGUCACAUCGAAUGCCGCUGGGGCUCUCUAGCGAGCCCUACCAAAUGGCACUAAAGCCCGAUGACAUCCCAAAGCUGGUACAAGGCUCUGCUGUAUUGCAAAAAGAUUUGCGUUGGCUCGACGUGCUAAAGGUUGAUAUAGAUGUGAACGAUUGCGAUGUGGCCGCAUCUUUUCUGAGAGAACGUCGCGCCCGGAUUGUUGUGAUCGAAGUGAACCCCUCCUUCCCGCCGCCCAUUCAUUUCUGCCAACAUGCGACCUCGCCGCCUCACGGCAACACAAAGCCACUGCAUGGAUGUUCCUUGAGCUACAUGGUGGAGUUGUUCGCAGGCUUCGACCUAUGGCUCUAUCGCUUCGAUGGCCAGGACGGACUCUUCGUCGACUCCUUUUUGGCGAAAGAGAUGAGAGAAGCUUUCGGCGAGCGCUUUCCCAAGGAUGAGAUCGACUGCUUCCAGUGGCCGCAGCUUUUGCCCUCGACGGCUUCGGCACCUGUCGACGACUUCCGGAACUGGUUUUACGACACAAAAGCGGAGGAGAUGUUAGACGUGGCUCUAACAACGGCGAAGGCCCAGUAUGCCCGCGAGAGGAGAUUGUGUCCCAUCGGACCAGAGGCCCAGUGCAAGUGGCACGACGUUGCUCUGGCUGGUGCCGGGACGAUGGUGAGGGCUCCACCCUACAAGUGGCUGGAUGCGGGGUCCCAGCUCGCGUGCAAGCAGGCCUGUUGCGAUGACACAUCCUGUCGCGCAGCGACCUUUUCAGGGUCGGGCGGAGGCACUUGCAUGUUGCACAAGCAGGUCCCUGUUUUGCCUCGCGGUCCUCUUCCAGAGUCCGGCGGCGACGCUGUUGACGUUGUGCACGUCCGUCGUGAGGCGAGGGAUGAGGAAGCAUGUAUGAAAGCUUUUCAAGUCUUGCAACCACACUUGCCGAUGACCAUCGGCUUGCCAAUCUGUGGACCUUCUUGCCAAUUCCCUGUGUGGCCUUGA
Molecule: messenger RNA, 1572 nt
Organism: Symbiodinium sp. CCMP2456
Lineage: Eukaryota; Dinophyceae; Suessiales; Symbiodiniaceae
Source: the annotation of a GenBank genome assembly